AUGGAUAUAUCACAUCCUAACAGUUUUCUGCAGCAGGAAGAGUAUCGGUUAACCACGUUCAGCGAACAUGAGAUAUCUCCCAUCGAUACCACUAUAGUGUACAGGGACAUGCCGUUUGUCGGCUACGAUUGUCUGAGAUACGAAGAAAAGCGAUUAGGAACCUUCAUCGACUGGCCUCAUGAAUGGCUGAAACCGUCAGAAUUGGCGGCCGACGGAUUUUAUUAUCUCAGGAAAGAUGAUCACUGUGCGUGUAUCUUCUGCAGAGGGAUAGUUGGAACCUGGGAAAAAACUGGCACGCCAAGAGGAGAACAUCAACGCCAUUUUCCCCAAUGUCCCUUUAUUAGGGGUCAGCCAACUGGAAAUGUUCCCAUUGUUCAAGGCAAUAUCUUAGCCAGGUUACCGGUACUACAUCCGAGUCUGGACGAUUGCGGAUCAAGACGUGUUGAGGCCGACGCUUGCAGAUUUUCGUCAAGACAUAUGGCCGGAUCGUAUCCGAAUGCAGUGAGAGGAUCUCCGGAUGAAACUGGUCUCUACCAGCAUUCUAGACCGAAACGAAGUGAUUUCACGACACUAGAUAGCCGAUUGAAGAGCUAUGUCGAAGGAUGGCCCAUCCUCGGUCUGCAUGCACAAGAUCUUGCCGAAGCUGGAUUUUUCUACUGUGGUCUGAGUGAUCAUGUUCGCUGUUUCCACUGCGAAGGUCUUCGCAAUUGGAUAUCUAGCGACAUACCUUGGAAGGAACACGCUAGAUGGUAUCCUAAAUGCAGAUUUGUCUUAUUGAAGAAAGGCCAGGACUAUAUCAAUGAAGUAUGUCCAGCGAGAAUAUUCACCGUACACCCGCACAGCGAUACUGUAUAUUCGGGUAUCGAUAAGGCUGCUUCCGGUAGCAGUAAUAAUCCAACGGAGGUGCAAUCCGUAUCCGAACAAGAAUUGGAUCUGUUGAUGAGUUUGGAUGUCGUCAAGUGUGUACUGGAAAUGGGAUAUCCUAGUUAUAAUCGUUUGAGAGUUACAGAGCGUGAGCCGUCAAUAUGUGACAGGCGAUAUUUCAUCUCCGAUAUUUCAACAACAAAGCACGAUAUUCCCAUCUACACGAGCCAGAUGAAAGAAAGGAACUCGAACGGCAUGCGUGAAGAUCGCACAUGUAAAGUGUGCAUGGACAGUGAAAAGCUAUAG
This is a messenger RNA of Penaeus indicus, 1170 nucleotides long. Its product is annotated as death-associated inhibitor of apoptosis 1-like. Gene Ontology annotation, cellular component: cytoplasm; nucleus. Gene Ontology annotation, molecular function: ubiquitin protein ligase activity; cysteine-type endopeptidase inhibitor activity involved in apoptotic process. The record is from RefSeq and is a predicted model, not a curated record. Gene Ontology annotation, biological process: positive regulation of protein ubiquitination; regulation of cell cycle; negative regulation of apoptotic process. Lineage: Eukaryota; Metazoa; Arthropoda; Malacostraca; Decapoda; Penaeidae.